Molecule: messenger RNA, 5979 nt
Organism: Plasmodium gonderi
Lineage: Eukaryota; Apicomplexa; Aconoidasida; Haemosporida; Plasmodiidae
Exons: 1
Coding region: 1-5979 (1992 amino acids)
Source: RefSeq, a predicted model, not a curated record
AUGAAUUACAAAAAUAAUAGCAAUGAUACACUAAAUAGUAAGAAAAGUGGUGGGAAACCCAAAUCCCUUUUGAACAAUUAUGAAAGUCUAAACAUAUCUAAGAACAGCUCUGCAGAAGAAAUAGCAGAAAAAUAUUUAAGAAGUAAAUUGAGUCUCGAUUUUAAAAACGUAAGUAAGCCUAGUUACAACACAAAUGGUACUAGUAACAACGAUUUUUAUGAGAACAAGAAUGUGAUAAAUAAAUCUAAUUAUAACAAAUUUCCAAAUGAUAAGUUAAAUUGUAUGAAUAACGCAAAUAAUAAUUAUUCAAUGCAUGAACGGAAAGGGCAUUUAAAUUAUGACAAUAACAUAAACGACGUAUCCAUUUUUUCCCAUGCGAUUAAAACUAAUAGUAGCAGUAGUAAUGUGCACUUGAAGUAUGGCAACUGUCAAAAUGAUGAAAAACGGAUGUACACAAAUUUGAUAUUAAAUUCAAAUAAUAUGACCAAUUUCGCUAGUUCAACUAAUUCGACUAGUGUAACCGAUUUUAAACAUUUUGUUAAAAUUAAAGAGGACAAAAAAGGUAACUAUUGUGUGAAAAAUGGCUUUUCAAAUUAUGACCAAGGUAAUAUAAACCAGGUGCAUAUAGAAGACAGAGACAGAGGAAUUGACAUGACUAGCAUUGAUGAGUUGCUGAAUAAGUACGACAGCAUUAACGAUUUAGGGGGGAAGAACUCCUCCAUCAGGUAUGGUGGUAACCCUAAGCAGUUACAUCACAGAUACAGUACAAAUAACAAGACCCUUUUACAUCAACAAAACGGAAGAGAUAAUUCAUUGAGCAGAGCUAAAUUUAGAACUUCCAUAGUAAGUAAAACGGAAGUUACACAUAGUAGUAGUAAUAAUAAUGAUGGUCAUCAAUAUAACAUGGAGGAUAGUAACAAGUUUUAUUAUAACAGCCGGAUGAGCAAACAUUUUGGAGAUAACACCCAAUGUAAUAGUAAGAAAAAAAAUUUAAUUCAAAGAAAUAAAGACUAUGUGCACUACUUAAGCAAUCGAAAUAGUAUGUUGAAAAAUGAAUUAUCCAUAAGGAAAGAUUUAAGAAAAAAACCGAGCGUCCUGACUAAGCUAGAAAAUACAAAUCUAAAAUGUAAAAUGAAAAUGGAUGGAUACAGAAAUAGCGCACUUUUUAAUUCUUCCUUCUAUAGGGACCAACAGAAUAAAUAUAAUAACGAGACUGAGUUAAUUAGUAGUAUAAAUAUUUUUAACAACAACAGUGUUAACAUUAGUAAGAAUGAAAAUAGUUAUAUACGUAAUUUUCAAAGUGAAAAUCAAGAAUUGAGCGGUAGAAAUCAUGAGUCAGGUAAUUAUUUUACGAUUAACAGAUCGAGCAAUGCAGAUAACACGGGAUGUAGUGUGUUUGACAGCAGUUUUUUAAAAUCGACUUAUUCUGAUUCCAGUAAAAUUAUCGACUCUCCUUUGAAUUAUGCCCAAGAGGGGGGUCAUGCAAACGGUGCUGAUAACAACCUGCAUAGCAUCCGACAUAAUGACAACAAUAUUGUCAAUGAUGAUGUCAGUAAUAAUGUCAAUAAUGUCAGUAAUAAUGUCAAUAAUGUCAGUAAUAAUGUCAAUAAUGUCCAUGAUAAUACCAAUUUAGGUGCCAGUCUUAAUGCCAAUUUAAGUGAAAUAAGCAUCUCACAGAUGAAAAAGAAACCAAAUAUUGAACCACUAACUAAUAAUGCACACAUUUCAAAUUACCACUUGAAUAAGGGCACUUCACUAAAUUAUAGCGACUUAAGGAACAAGCCAGAGAUAUAUAACACGAUGUAUAACGAAAGUAACGCUGAUAAGAUGAGGCUGAGGGAUGGAGUGUCAAAUGAAGAAGAGUCGAAAAUGAAUAAUCCGUAUACUUCUACCCUGGAAAGGGAAUACGCACGCAAUUUGCUACAGAACGAGAGGAUGGGAGAGGAUGGAAUGGGCUGGAUGAAUACAUAUUUGAAGAAUCAAAAAAUGGAUAUUACCAGACUUAGUACGACAAGAGGGAAAGACAGUGAGGAGUAUAAAAAUGCAGAAGGUAAAUAUUAUGACCUAGUUAACAAGAGUAUUUAUCAAAAAAAGCACAUGCCAAGAGGUAACAAUUUGAGUUUACAAGGUGAAAAUAUAUCCGUUCGAAAUGGCUAUAAUAACAGUAGGAAUAGUAACAGUAUGGGAAUCGUCAAGUGUCAAGGCAGGGAAGAGGAAAAAAUCUUGGGAUACACGCAAAAAUCUAUAGAAAAAGACGGAGAAAUAAUGAUAAACAAGGAGAAUGGAAUGAAGAACUUCCCCCUCCCUCCUUUGUAUUUUUCAGAAAACAAACUAAGUAAUAUAUUUAAAAACAAAAUUGAAAAUAAUAAUUUGUUAAGUAAUAACAUUAACAUGGAUGGCAAAGAUAAGAGGAAAGGAAGUAGCCAAAAUUGUAGCUCAAAACGAUCUGAGCAGAAAAAACCAACAAAAUGGUAUAUGAUGAAUAGCAAUGUAAAUAUUGGUGAAUGUGAUUCUAAUGUGAUGCAAAAAGAGAAAAAUAACCAGAAUGAGUUGAACAGUAUCAAUAAUUAUGAAGAUUAUUGCAAAUAUAUUACAGAAUCUAUCAAUGGUAUUCCUAUAACAAUAAAAAAUAUGAACAUUUUACUCGCAUUGGCAUUGUAUUUUUUAAAUUUUACCAUAAAUAAUAAUUCGAUAGGAAACGAAAUUUCAGACAAAGUGUUAAUAAAAUUAAUGAAUAAAUUUUUAUACUGCUUGAAUUUGAAGACUUGUUUAUUAAAAGAAAACAAAAAUGAGAAAAACUAUGAGAGUAAUAAGUACUACUACAUACAAAUUAGACAUAAUGAUGAAAAUGUUGAGCUAGAAAAGCAAAAAGAGGGAGAAGAAAUAAAGGAAGGUGAUUCUGAUUGUGCUGCUUCUAAGAACAACAUUUCCCAUUCUCCACCUGAUGCACAAAACAAGAAAAUUAACACACUUUCUGAGAACACUAAUCCUGUAAACUUCUUCACAUUCUAUAACAAAAGAAUCGUACUGAAAAAGAGUAACCAAACAGAUAGUGUAGAAAUGAACAUUGUAGAAGGACUUCCACCGAAUAAAAGUCAUUAUGGAAACGAUAAUAAUUAUAAAAAAAAGUGUUUUUAUUUAGACGAGAAUAUGAAAAUAAUUACUCUGGUAGAUAUAUAUAAAAUUGCUUGGUGUCUAUGUGUUCUAAAAAAAAACAUGAAAUACAUCGAUUUGUUAAGGAUCCUUUACAAAGAAGUUGAACAUAUGAAUGUAUCAAAAGAAUUAAUUUUUUGUGUCAGUUACAUUUUCAAAUAUUGUAACAUAAUCGAAUUUGAAGAAUGUAAAACGUAUUUAAAUAAAAAUAUUAUGAUAAGUUUAGAAGAUAAUAAUAAUGAAAAUUUGUGUAUGUAUCUACACCUCCUGCACGUUUGUAGUAUACAUGACAGAAAUUUUUUAAAUAAUAGUCAUAAAAAAAAUAUAGACCAAAUUGUAACCUAUUUUUAUGAUAAAAUAGAAAAUCUGAAUUUGUACGUGUGUACAAAUAUCUUAUGUGUCUUAGCAAAUUUAAAUGUUAAAAAUAAUGAUUAUCCUUACUUUUUUAACAAAAUGUUGAACUAUUUCAGAAGUAAUAUAAAAAAGUUGAAUAAAAGUGUAAUUCUUGUCAAUGUACUCUGGUCCUUAUGCAUUAUCGAGGUGCUCUGUUCAGAAUUCUUAAAAGAUUUAAGUGAAUACAUUAUAAACAUCUUGCAUAUUAUACCUCUGAGCGAGUUUAUAACCAUCUCAUGCAGUUUCAGUUGUCAGAAAGUGAUAAUCAUAAAAAGUUACUUUGAAAAUGUCAAGAAGACAAAGGAGGAACAUCUAUCUGGGAAUGCCGUUUCAAACACAACUGAAUAUGAGUACAAAAAAUAUGAAUCCGUCGCUAGUGAAUAUUAUGAAAACAGAAAAAUGUUUCCUUACUACUUUUAUCGAAGACCUAUGUGCCACUCUCUUAUUUUUAAGAUUCUUGCAUAUAACUUUUUGCAUUAUGAGCAAAAGCAGGGAGGAAGAAGCUCCAAAAUGGACAGAGAUCAAACACAAUUUUACACCUCCCCUCCUCCCGAUGAUCACAAAAACCAUAAUGACAAUUCACAUUUUCCCGAAAAUGAUAAUUUAAAAAGGAAAAGCUGUAGAAGUUUAAGUGUAGAAAAUAAUAAGGGGAGUACCAGUAAUUGGAAGGAUACAAAUGUGCAUAACUCUCGGUUCAACAGCUCGAACAUUUAUAGAAAUGUAAAGGGCACCGACAUCAACAGUGCCAACAUCGGAGACAUGAAUGAAAACGGCCUUAGCAAGAAUGUACCCUUUGAGACGAGGAAGCAAUGGGAUAAUGCAAAAGUGGACUUACGAAUGAAUGCACAAAAAAAUAAGUACCCAAAAAAGUAUAAUGAGAAGAGAAAGAUAAAAGAAUACUACAAUUUGCACGAAAGAAAUAACAAUUAUGAAUUUUCACUAAAUUCUUGUGAGCGUAUUUUAUUUGCAAAUUUAAUUGAAGACUGUUGCAACAAUUUUGAAUCCCUAAAUUGUGUUCAUCUUAUUGAACUUUUAUUUACAUUAUGUAUAUUAAAUUUGGACAGAACGAAAAUUGUGAAAUUGGUGGAGAAAAAAAUAGAUUAUAAUAUUUUUAAAGAAAUUUAUGAAAAUGUAGUACUUAAAAAAAAAAAACAUAUACAUAAAAACUACACAGAAGAAGAAAUUAAAAACGAAAGAAACGAUUUGAUCAUUUUAAAUUAUAUUUACAACAAAUAUGUACAGGAAAAUUAUCUCUCUCUAAAAAAUGACACAGAUGUGGGGUUUUUUCUCAUAGCAGAUAAUAUACACUUCAGCAAAUAUAUCAAUGAUGAUUCUUUUUUAAAAGCAAUUAAGGCCAACAAAGGAGUGGAAAAAAUAGGUACCAGCGCAUUUUAUAAAUUAAGGAAUAUUUUAAAUGCAGCAACAACUACUUCUAAAGAAAAGGAAUUCCACACAAGAGAAAAUCCUAAAGAUUCUCGAUCCAAAGAUAAACAUAAUGAUACAAUUAAUGAAUUAAAAACAGAAACACGAGAAGGACAAUACAAAGAACACUUUGCAAAAAAUUAUACCAACUAUCAGAACAUGCAACAUCUCAAUGGAGAUGAAAAAAACCUUGGUAUGAAUGUCGUUCGAGAUUCUCAUCAUCGAUAUGUUUUGGGCAAUACAGUAGAAGAGAGUGUAUAUCUCACUGAUGGAAAGAAGAGUGGUGAAAGCUGUCUCCUCAGCAAGGACAAAAAUUUCCCCCGUGAUAAGCAAUGUUCCGAUGGAAACAUCAAAAUUGACGAAUACAACAUGUCUAACAAAGAAGCAAAGGUAUUCUUCAGUAAACCGGAUGAAGAUCAUCACAACAUAAUAAGUACCCGUUUUGGAAGCAACUGUAAAAUAAGUGAAAAAACUAUAGAUCAAGAAAAUGAAUUACCAAGCCAAAGUAAAAGAAUACAAAUAAGACAAGGAGGGAGAAGAACGGAGGGAAGCGAAUAUGCAUAUAACGAUAUUGAGGAGACUUCCAAACAAUUAAACAAAUUCAAAACGGAUUUAAAAAAUACAUAUGAUGUUGCCAUUGCAUAUUAUGAGAAGAGAACUAAGCAAAAUGGAGUGGAACAGCGAAUGAACAAUAAUUUGAGUACCGAAAAGGAAAUCCUAGUAAAUGCAUACAAUAAACAGAAAGAGGAACAAAUUUUGAAUCCAGAAAUUUAUCAUAAUAUAAUUACAAAGAGGAAUAUAAAAAAUAUAUUACACACUCAUCACACACAAAAUGAAAUAUCAGAAAAAAAUAUGUUGUCAUUUAGUAGUAUUCACAAAAGUGCACAUUAUGAAAAGACAAAAGAUGCAUAUAAAUUUAAUUUUUACAAAACCUUUAUUUUAUUGUUGCAACUUUCAGCCAUUUCGUUGCUCUCCUUUGUCAUCAUAUUUGUAUACACAUCAUUAACGUAG